AUGGGGCUAUUUGAUCGUUUAGCGAAUCUUUUAGGUCUUAGGAAAAAAGAAGUAAACGUUUUAGUAGUGGGCCUUAACAAUAGUGGUAAGUCGACGGUCAUAAAUAAUUUCAAACGCGAGGAUGACCGUUGCAUAGACAUAGUGCCCACUGUUGGCUAUAAUGUUGAAAAAUUUUCAUGUAAGUUAAAUAAUAACGAGUGAACGACAUUCGAUGUUGAAUUGACGUGCUUAAAGUCAUAUUUCUAUUUCAUUACUUGCACUUGCUGAUCUGUCCAAGCACUAAUUGUUGUUAAUGUAAUAAAAUGAAACAUAUAUUUCAAGUAAUAUUUUCUCUUGAACAGUCUGUAUUAUAUCUAUAUGUACAUAAAUGGCAAAAAACAUUUGGUACAUUAAAAUUUAAAAUAAGAAAUCUGUUGGAUAUUUUACAUUAUAUGGAAUACUUCAAUUUUUUACUUCUAUUAUUAACGCUGAUUCGUUCUGAUUUCCUUAAUGUCGUUUCAGUCAAAGAUUUCAUUCUUCCUCUCAUUUUGUUUCGCAAUAAUUUUGUAGGUUGUACAUUAUUGUCGCUUACUGUAAUAUUACUAAUAUCCAUAUUAACCGAUGCAUUGAAAUUGGGUGGAUGGUAUUUACUUCGACGUAUUGGAGUACUAGUAAAUGGUUUAUUUAGUUUGUUUCUCUGUUCAUUUUUAGAGACAGUCGUAUCAGAGGAUACAGUAUUAUUACUAUUCUGUAAUUCUGAAUGAUUUGUUUCAAAUUUCAGUUUUGUUUGCUUUAAUUUCUUUUGUUUUGGAUUAGGUAUAUUUGGUGUAGAUUUAGUAAUACUGACAUUUUGUUGUCUCAUAGAUUGUUUCAUGUUUUUCAAUUCCAACUCUUUAUUUUGUGGAGAAACAGAAUUUUUAUCGGUAUCAUCUGAAUUGUUAAUGAAUUUUUUUUGUUUCAAUUUCUUUUGUUUUGGAUUACUUUUAUUUGGUGUAGAUUUAGUAACACUGACAUUUUGUUGUCUCAUAGAUUGUUUCAUGUUUUUCAAUUCCAACUCUUUAUUUUGUGGAGAAACAGAAUUUUUAUCGGUAUCAUCUGAAUUGUUAAUGAAUUUUUUCUGUUUCAAUUUCUUUUGUUUUGGAUUACUUUUAGUUGGUGUAGACUUAGUAACACUGACAUUUUUUUGUCUUGCAGAUUGUUUAAUAUUUUUCAAUUCCAACUCUUUAUUUUGUGGAGAAAUAGAAUUUCUGUCAGUUUCGUCUGUAUCUGAAUUGUCAAGAAAUUUUUUUUCUCCUGAGAGUUUCCAUCUUUUUUUCAAUUUUUGCUCUUUAUUUUCGAAAGAAAUAGAUUUUUUAUGAGCUUCACUUGAGAUAUUAAUAAAUUUUUCUUUCUUUGUUAUUUUUCGUUUUUUCUUUGAUUCUUGCCCUUUAUUUUCAGAAGAAAUAGGAUUUUUUUCAUCAGAUUCAUUUGAAAUGUUAAUGAAGUUUUCAUUUCCUGAUAUUUUUUUUCUUUUUCUCAUUUGUUGUUUUUUCUUUUCAAGUCUUAAAGAUCUUUUUUGUGGUAAUGUGAAACUAUCUAAAAAUCCCUCUUGAUCUGAAUUAUUUGAAGGCUAAAAAUACAAACAAUGUUUUUAGUUGAAUAUACUGAUUGAAUAUAAUGAUAUUUGCUUAAAGUAACUAAGAAUUUUACAUACGUUAAUAUUUAAUAGACUUUCUUCAUGAUCGUCUUUUGUCCACGUAAAUUCUCCUUUGUUUAACAUCUUCUCAAACGCUGUAUGCAAAUCAAAUUGUUUAAAACAGGCUAAGGAUGAUCGCAGACGUUUUUUGGUCAUUUUAUCUAAUUCUUCUUCUAUUACUGAAUCUACCUCAAUUUUGUGUGGUCUAGCUUCAUUAAUUUUAUAUAGGAGAUAUAUAAUUAUGGCCAUAUAUGAAUCAGUACUUUUAUUAUAUACUCCUAUCAGUUCUAAAUUGAUUUGUGUAUAUCCUAAAUUAGUUUGUAACUUACAAUUUUUUAUAUUAGAAAUACUACGCUAAAAAUAAAAAUAAAUACUUGAUAUUUUGUUUUCACAUAUUAAGUAGAACAAUAAAUUCAAAAGGCAUAUAUACCAUCAAUGCUGUAUACUGUUCAUGUCGUACAAAAUAAGAGUCUAUGUGUUGUUUACAAAUUUUCAACAAACAUGGUAUAUUUUUUAAUUUUUGAAUAGGAAAAUCAGAUAUUAUAUCCUUUAAAUCAAUAGCCAUUGGCAUCACCCAUUUUCCCAAAACUCCUUUGUUUUGGUCAUUGAUAAUUUGUAUAGCAAAAAUGUUAUCUUUAUCAUAUUUAUUUAAAGAUGAAAAAUUAAAUAUAUAUUCUUGCUUUGUGAACUUGACACAGUAAAAGCCGGAAUAUCUAUAUAAUUCAGAUUCUAACUGUAAAUUAAUAUCUUGAAUAUCAUCAGUUUUCAGACUACUAAUACUGCUCGGCUGAAUAAUACAUUUAUUGUUUUUAAAUUUUGAUAUACCCAAACUCCAUUCAAUUUGUAAAAUUAUAGAUUUUAACUGAUUUAUUUGUUUCUUUAAUCUGUCUUUUUCUUCUUUCUUCUUUAUAGAGCCUGAAAAUGAAUAAUCACAUUACACCUUCAUCACAAAUGUCAUAAGAUUAGAUCUUUGUAAACGUAUGUGUAGUUUACUCUUUUCCUUUUUAGAGUUGUUUUCGUCAUUAAUAACAUUUUUUAACAUAUUAGAUACAUCCAUAUUUUUGAACAUAUUAAAUACAUCCAUACUUUUUCACGGCAAUUUAUUUAUUGACCGCUAAAAAGUAAAAUUUUACCGCGCUAACAUACGUUCGUCAUACAUAUUUACAUUACAACUCAGUGGUUCUCAUUUGUUCGAAUAAUGAUAGUGAAGAAGCAGAUGGCGCUUUAUAAAAUGAAAGACAUGUAUUUCUUAGAUAUAUACAUGUACUUGUUAAAUUUCAUACAUGAUUUGCGUUUCAUGUAAAUAAAUUUUACCUUAUUAUUUAUAUUAUGUUUCAUCAUCACAUCAUAAAAUACUGAUACAUUUUAAUACAUGUUUUUCAGUUAAAAACGUUAAUUUCACGGCAUUUGACAUGUCAGGGCAUGAUCGACAUAGACCGCUAUGGGAACAUUAUUACAAAGAUUGUCAUGGUAUUAUCUUUAUUAUUGAUAGUAGCGACAAACUACGAUUGGUCGUUGUUAAAGAAGAAUUAGAUAUGCUUCUUCAACAUCCAGAUAUAGCCGGUCGUAAAAUACCGAUUCUUUUUUUGGCAAAUAAAAUGGACUUGCCCGAUUCCUUAACUACUGUCAAACUUGUUGCUGGACUCGGUCUUGAUCGUAUACAGAACAAACCUUGGCAUAUACGAGCAACGAAUGCGAUUACUGGAGAAGGUUUACAAUUAGGCAUAGAAUGGCUUACGGAUCAAAUUCGCGACAUAUAUAUUAAUAAAAGAUAAAAAUAAGUUUAAUAUACCGAAUACAAGAAUGCUCAUGAAAGUUAACCAGACGAAGUUAAAAUAACCGAUUACAUGGUGGCUCAUUUAAAUCUAGAUCUUCAAGUAUUUCGUUUCGGAUUUCAGUCACUUCGUGAAUGAAAUUCAAAUAGUGAUGAAUGAAUAUCAUAUGGUCACGUGACUCUAGUCAUCAAUGAAUCCGUCCAAUAAUAAACGAUAAAUAUUUCAUACUUGCACCAUAUUUUACACAAUAUUUAUUAUUUAAUUACAUUGUCGUUUUGUAAAAUAUGUAUUUCCAUUGAACAAAUUUUAUAUGCAAUAAAUUAAUGUAUCCUUAAUAGAUGGCGUUUGCAAAUGCUUACUCUCCGUCAGAGAUUAUCUGUAUGUGAACUGUGUAUCGAUUGGUGACAUUUCACGAGUCAAUAUAAAUUUUUCAAAUACAGUUUAAAAAUAUUGACAAAAAAAAAUGAGGAAAAAUAUCACGAUUUACGUUUUAUUUGUCAUUUUAUUUAAAUUUAUACGGUGUAACAGUGUAAACAAAUACGCGUUACUUAUGCCAAAUGUUAGACCAAAUAGAGAGGAAUUGUAUUUAUGUACUCCUGUUAAAGUAGAUCCUUCUCGAAACUAUUAUUUGAUCAGUUUUGAACCAAAUGCAACAAUGGCAAGUGCUCAUCAUAUACUUUUAUAUGGUUGUGGAAAGCCUGGUAGCUCAAAACCUGUAUGGGACUGUGGUGAAAUGGUACAUGGUAUAAAUGAUAAUGAAGUUCCUUGUGCAGAAAAUUCCCAGAUAUUAUAUGCUUGGGCCAGAGAUGCUCCAACAUUAAUUUUGCCAGAAGGAGUAGGUUUCAAAGUUGGUGGGGACUCGCCGAUUAAAUAUUUGGUUCUUCAAGUUCAUUAUGCGCAUGUUGCGAGAUUUCAAGAUGGUAGAACCGAUGAUUCUGGUGUAUUUCUUUAUUAUACAUUACGUCCAUUGAAUAAAUUAGCUGGUGUUCUUCUUCUGGGAACUUCAGGUGUUAUACCACCUCGGAGUACAACAUACAUGGAAACAGCUUGCACGAUAAAAGAGAACAAAACUAUUCAUCCUAUUGCGUAUAGGACUCAUACUCAUUCACUUGGGAAAGUAGUUUCUGGAUAUUUGGUAAAACCAGAUUACACUUGGAUAGAAUUAGGCAAAAGAGAUCCUUUGACACCGCAAAUGUUUUAUCCUGUACAUAAUAAAGUUACGGCUAGUCAAGGUGAUCAAAUAGCAGCUCGCUGUACUAUGCAUAGUACACGCGACAGUUGGACAUAUAUUGGUGCUACGAAAUCUGAUGAAAUGUGUAACUUUUAUUUGAUGUAUUAUGUUGAAAAUGACGAACCACUAUCUAUGAAAUACUGUUUUACCAGUGGCCCUCCUACUUAUUAUUGGAAAGAUGAUGGUCUAUUUAAUAUUCCUACUAUAGAGGCAUCUAGUUUAUAAUAUUGAUUAUUGUAUGUACAUGCCCUGGUUAAAAAUUGGCACAGAUCUGUGGCUGUUCAUAACGGAAGUAUUUUAUCUAUUUAUUAUAAAAUAGAAUCUGUUUAUCAUUUAUGAUAAACUUUUGCAUUUGAUAAGUUGACAUUACUCGUACUUUAUUUAUUUUUUUUACAAUGUAAUGUAUGCAUUGUUAUUUAUUAGUUUCUGUUAUAAAUAGUCUGUAUUGAAGAAGAACUAUUUAAUUAGUUUUAUCAUUAAUUAUUAUUAUUAUUAUUAU
Molecule: messenger RNA, 5159 nt
Organism: Heterotrigona itama
Lineage: Eukaryota; Metazoa; Arthropoda; Insecta; Hymenoptera; Apidae
Source: the annotation of a GenBank genome assembly